This is a messenger RNA of Leishmania mexicana MHOM/GT/2001/U1103, 951 nucleotides long. Its product is annotated as glycerophosphoryl diester phosphodiesterase,putative. The record is from RefSeq and is a predicted model, not a curated record. The coding region runs from base 1 to 951 and encodes 316 amino acids. The transcript has a single exon. NCBI's taxonomy places the organism in Eukaryota, Euglenozoa, Kinetoplastea, Trypanosomatida, Trypanosomatidae. Gene Ontology annotation, molecular function: phosphoric diester hydrolase activity. Gene Ontology annotation, biological process: lipid metabolic process.
AUGCCGUCAGCGUCAAACAUGUGCAACCCGUGGCCCCAGCACACGAACAUCGCGCAGAACAAGCAGGCCAACCAGAAGCCGAUAAUCCAGCGAUUUGUCCGUGAUGGAGCGAGCCCGCAUCCCCAGCUGUGCUUCUCGCUGCAUUCUCCCGACUCGAAGAUCCCGGUCUGCGUUGCCUGCCACCGCGGCGACUGGCGCAACUACGUCGAGAACACGCUGGAGGCCGUGGAAAGCUGCAUCCAGAUGGGGGCUGACAUAGUCGAAGUCGAUGUCUGGCGCACAAGUGACGGCGCGCUCAUCCUCAUGCACGACGAGACGCUCGACCGUACAACAAACGGUAUGGGUAGGGUGUGCGAUCACACCCUCGCAGAGAUACGUGCACUGCGUCUGAAGGACGGGCUUGGCAACAUGACGGAGUUCACAGUGCCGACGGUGGAGGAGGUGCUACUGCUGGCGAAGGACCGCGUCAUCCUCAACUUGGACAAGGCCGACAUCUACUUGGAUGAGGUCUACCCACUGCUCGUGAAGACGGGAAUGCUGGAGCAGACGAUUCUAAAGUCGGAGAUUCCCGUCGACGAGCUGUGCAAGCGGUACUCGGCGGAUUUGCUCAAUCGCGUUAUUUUUAUGCCCAUUUUGAAUAUCACGGACACCACAACGUACGAGAGCAUCGACCGCGCCUUCGCCGCCAACCACGUCCUGUAUGAGGUGAACUUUGAGAAGGAAAAUACCGACAUAUUGCAGUACAUUCGAAAGCUCGCCAUGAACUCGGGGGCGGCGCUGUGGAUCAACACCAUCUGGCCGACCACCUGCGGCGGUUACAGUGAUGACCACGCGCUGCGUGACAAGGACGCAAACUGGGGCUAUGUGGUUGACCACAUCGGCGCCGGCAUCAUACAGACAGACCGGCCUGCGAUGCUGCUUGCAUACCUCCAAGAGCGCGGCUGUCGCUAA